This is a messenger RNA of Caenorhabditis elegans, 1128 nucleotides long. RefSeq names its product F-box C protein (gene fbxc-1). The transcript is spliced from 3 exons. Bases 1 to 1128 code for a protein of 375 amino acids. NCBI's taxonomy places the organism in Eukaryota, Metazoa, Nematoda, Chromadorea, Rhabditida, Rhabditidae. The record is from RefSeq and is marked reviewed.
AUGCCUCUUUCGAAAUUAGAAAUAGAAAAAUCGAAGCCACUUUCCUAUGCAAGUACUAAAUCAGUUAUUCAAUAUUUGGACCCGAAUUUGAGAUUUCGCCUUUCCCAACAAUGCCCAUCACAUCGCUCAAUUGAAAAAUCUGCACCACUCCACCUAGAUUCCCUGAAAUUGAGCGACAAUAGUAUUUCAGUCGAUGGGAUUGAGUACGAAUUAGCUAUAUAUCGGCAGAGAGAAGCUCGUCCGAAAAAAUUGAAAGCGGAUGUAACUGAAAAUGGAAGAAUUGAUAUGAAUAUUGUUGUGGAAGAAGAUCCUAAUGAGAUUCUCAUAGACUUGAGAGGAAAUCAAGAGAGAACUAUUGCUGAGGUUCUCACAGAGCUGGCUAACCAGAGAAGGGAUGAAAAUAACGAGAAAAUGAUACAAAGCAAAAUGAAGUAUUUUCUCGUGCUCAAAGUUGGAAGGAGCAGUGAAGUGAUGAUCUACGAGAGGAAGCUCCACGAUGCAGUAAAGUAUUUGGUUGAGAGGUUCUUAGGUGGGAGAGGUAUAUUAAAAGUUGGCACGCUUUCCAUUGGAUCUCGAGGGAUACUGCGGAUACCGUCAAGCUUGAACUUUAAGAUUCGUCACUUGGAAUUAAAAAGUGAGGAUAAUAAUAAGAUCUUUGAGACGAUCAAGCAGCUUCUUACAAUUUCCCCUCUAAGCUCGAUUUCUCUCUCCCACAGCUAUAACUUAAGGGAUGAAGAUCCAGUUGUUGAAUCCACUGGUAUUCUUAUCUUCCAAAGUAUUGAUUUCUUUGAUAAUGAUAUGCUCAACAAUUUGAAUAAGCUCCGUCACAAGCGAGUUCACUUAUCGUUCGACCGUUUUUUCGAGCUGCAAAAUGUCGUGUGGCUCAUUGACAACUGGAUUGUAUUCGGAAGAAAUGUUGGCACUCACUAUUCACUUGACGUGGUAGUUGAAAACAAAGGAUGGGAGAUUUUGGAGAUUGUCAAGAGAAAUCACAAAGAGAGGAUUGAUGAGAAAUCAGAUAGAGAGAAUGUUAUAAUUCAUAUGAACAACACCUCGGAUUUACAUAUCGAAUACGAGUUGGAGGAUUUCCAGACUUUGAUGCAUCUGAGAGUUGAACUACGAUCCUGA